AUGGAUAGAUUUAUUGAAAGUAGAAAAAGAUUAAAUUUAAGUUGGAAUGAAAAAGAAGUUAAAAAAUUAUUAGAAGCAGUUAUUAAAUAUGGAACAAAUUGGAAAAUUAUAUGGGAAGAAUAUUUUAAACCAAAUAGAAAUCCUAAUAGUUUAAGAGGAAAAUGGGAAAGAUUAUAUUAUGCUAAACAAAGACCUUCAUAUCAUAAUCCUUGGACUUCUGAAGAAAAUAAAUUAUUAAUUGAUGGUGUAAAUAAAUUUGGUGUUGGUAAAUGGGCUCAAAUUUCUAAAUUAUUUCCUCAACGAGAUAGACAUCAAAUUAAAAAUCAUUGGAUUGAUAUUUUUUAUGGUAAUCGUGGUAAAUGGACUACUGAAGAAGAUAAUUUACUUUUUAAAUUAGUUGAUAAAUAUGGUCUUAAAUGGACUUUGAUUGGAAAACAUUUAAAUCGUGCUAGAAAUGAUAUUUAUAGUCGUUAUUUUAUUAUCAUAAGAAAAAAAUGGACAACUGAUGAAAAUUUAUCUCUUAGAAAUCUGAUUGCAAAAUAUGGUGAAAAUUGGAAAAUUAUUUCCGAUCAUUUUCCUAAUAGAAGUGUUUAUGAUAUUAAGAUGCAUUAUAAACAAUGUUCAAGUAUUAAUCCUAACGUUAAUAAAGGAAGAUGGAAACCUGAAGAAAUUAAAGCUUUUGAUGAAGCAUUUCAUAAAUUUGGGAAAAAAUGGAGACAUAUUGCUGAAUUCGUUCGAACUAGAACUCCAA
Messenger RNA from Scutellospora calospora, 751 nucleotides. Lineage: Eukaryota; Fungi; Glomeromycota; Glomeromycetes; Diversisporales; Gigasporaceae. The record is from the annotation of a GenBank genome assembly.